This is a messenger RNA of Symbiodinium sp. CCMP2592, 549 nucleotides long. The record is from the annotation of a GenBank genome assembly. Lineage: Eukaryota; Dinophyceae; Suessiales; Symbiodiniaceae.
AUGCGCUCCCAGAAACGCGCCACUCAAGGAGACCAGGUCGACAAAGUUGGGUGUGCCGACUGGGGCCCGUUUGCCGGCCCAGAUCGCAGCAUCGCGGAGGUCCGUGAGGACGCAUGGAGUUGGGAGGAGCUGCGCCUGAAACAUGCCGGCUGGAAGUCUUCGCAAUGUGAAGCAGGUGCUCACGUUGCUGGCGCAGGCGGAGUAAAUUCCCGCAAGGCAAGCAAACCGUGUUCCCUUGGACGCAGCCCCUCCGGGAGGGCACGCGUGGCAGGGGCAAGGGCAAGAGAGGGAACAGCAUUGGCAUCCGCGGAUCGUGUCUCUGACCACCUUCUGGCGAGCGUGGUGGACCCCACAACCCGUCCAGCUCGACGCCUGCACGCAUACCAGAUGCCUCCGAGUUAUUUUGUUCGGCCGCUCCCGUCCGGAGCCUCCUACCGCCUGAAAGCACGUGUGGAUUCCGGGCUGCAUGACAAUGUCACGUUUCUCAUUUGUCAUGGUGGCUGGUUGCAAUACAUGAUCGGGAUUGAUCCGCGCAAGUCCCAAAUCUAG